This is a messenger RNA of Rana temporaria (common frog), 2738 nucleotides long. RefSeq names its product BTB domain containing 10 (gene BTBD10). Gene Ontology annotation, molecular function: protein binding. Lineage: Eukaryota; Metazoa; Chordata; Amphibia; Anura; Ranidae. Gene Ontology annotation, biological process: positive regulation of phosphorylation. The record is from RefSeq and is a predicted model, not a curated record. Gene Ontology annotation, cellular component: cytoplasm. The transcript has 9 exons. Bases 234 to 1847 code for a protein of 537 amino acids.
GACUGCUUCUCACAAAGCAACACUAACAGGGUGGUGUGGCUGGAGACGUCAGCUCGAUCGCUAUGCGCGUCUGAAUCACCGAUUGUGUGAAAAUUUGUGUUUUGGUCUCGGGGAGGUGGUGACUGCAGAAAAGCCGACCGCAGCCAAGGGGGGUCCGCAGGACUAAAGGACAUCCAGAGGAUCUGCGCGGCUGCUGCAGCAGCGGACUGGCAAUAUGCUGAACUUUGCAAGGAAUGCACGGCGAUGCUGACCUGGCGUAUACAGCGGUUUUGUCUGAUGUGUCUCGCUUCCUUUGUGCUCUGAUGUCAAAGGUUUUCCAGUGCGUGAGUGCCAGCACUCUCCUCCUCCGCACAAAGCCCCGGUCUGUGGGCAGGACCUCUUCAUUAUCACCUGCAGUACACGGACAAUCACCCUGUAUAGUACACAGAGGAGGCUGGAGCCCCACCGGAGCUGGUCACAGAUUACAGAUGAGGAGGCCCAAUCCCAGCGCUGGAAGGAGCCUUCUGAAGCGAGGAGUAAGCACUCCAUCGCGUGGUGCAAGAUCUGGAAGCAGCCACACAAAGAUGAGUCUCCAUGGUGCCAGCGGCGGUCACGAGCGAUCACGGGACAGAAGGCGAUCGAGUGACCGGUCUCGGGAUUCAUCCCACGAGAGAGGAGAGAGCCAGCUGACCCCGUGCAUCCGAAAUGUUACCUCGCCCACGCGGCAGCAUCAGAGCGAUCGAGAGAAGGAAUAUUGUUCCUCCCGGCCGAGCAGUCCCCGCCCUCAGAAAAUCUCACCGAACGGUUCCAGUAGUAGUGUCGGAAUGAGUAGCCGGAACAGUAGCCAGUCCAGUUCAGAAGGGAUCUGUAAGACCGCUGGGGAGAUGGUGUUUGUUUACGAUACGGUGAAAGAAGGCGCUCGGAGCAUACGCACCUCCGAGAGGGUCACGCUCAUAGUCGACAACACCAGAUUUGUUGUCGAUCCGGCUAUUUUCACGGCGCAGCCAAACACAAUGUUGGGCAGGAUGUUUGGAUCCGGCAGAGAACAUAAUUUCACUCGUCCCAAUGACAAAGGAGAGUUUGAAGUGGCAGAAGGAAUCAGCUCCACUGUGUUCCGGGCGAUCCUGGAUUACUACAAGACGGGGAUAAUUCGUUGCCCAGACGGAAUAUCCAUCCCAGAGCUCAGAGAGGCCUGUGACUAUCUGUGUAUCUCCUUUGAAUAUAGCACUAUCAAAUGUAGAGACCUCAGUGCUCUGAUGCACGAGCUGUCCAAUGACGGGGCCCGAAGGCAGUUUGAGUUUUAUCUGGAGGAGAUGAUCCUUCCGCUGAUGGUGGCCAGCGCUCAGAGCGGGGAGCGGGAGUGCCAUAUUGUGGUUCUGACGGAUGACGACGUGGUGGACUGGGAUGAAGAGUACCCUCCGCAGAUGGGAGAAGAGUAUUCUCAGAUCAUUUACAGCACCAAGUUGUACCGAUUCUUUAAGUACAUUGAGAACCGAGACGUGGCCAAGUCUGUCCUGAAGGAGCGAGGUCUCAAGAAAAUCCGGCUGGGGAUCGAAGGUUACCCGACAUACAAGGAGAAGGUGAAGAAGAGGCCUGGAGGGCGGCCUGAGGUCAUCUACAACUAUGUCCAGCGGCCCUUCAUCCGGAUGUCCUGGGAGAAGGAGGAAGGGAAGAGCAGACACGUGGACUUUCAGUGCGUCAAAAGCAAAUCCAUCACAAACCUGGCCGCGGCGGCCGCCGACAUCCCCCAGGACCAGCUGGUGGUCAUGCACCCGACGCCGCAAGUAGAUGAACUGGACAUCCUGCCCAAUCAACCCACACCGGGUAACAAUGACACCGACCCAGACGGGCAGAACUCCACGUUAUAAAUACAGGGGGGGACCAUGCCGCCGCCGUCUCUGCUGGCCAGUCGUUGGGGCCCCUUAACAUCCAAAGGAGACCUGGAAUCGUGGCAUCGCAGGAGGUAAAUGUGUCGCCGGGAACCACCAACGCUUUCUCUACAAUCAUUGCAACGGGAGGGCAGGAGCGGAGAGGUCCAUGCUGUCACCGAUGAACCGUUUUUUGGUUGUGCCGUGUGGGAUUUUUUUUAUUUUUAUUUUUUCCAAGACCAAGGAAUGAGGUUUCCGGCCGUGUACCGUGUUACCGUGGCUUUGUGAUGUCGGCUGUCUCUUCACUCCCCCCUCCCCCCCCUCUUCUUCCUAUCAUGUUGUAACAGAAACUCUCUAACACUUAGUGGAGGAGAUGAGCUUCCUCCCUUCGAGGGGUACACCCCCUCCCCCCCCCGUUUUAUUUUUAUGGUAGUGGCACUUUAUGGAUGGUUUCCGAUGGUGUUUUUGUAAAGUUUAUUUUAUAGUAAAUUAGUACUAAACUUUAAAAAGGUGCGUCUAUAAAAAAAAUUGUACAAGUUUGGGUGUAAUCCCCUCUAAACGUAUCGGUUGAGCACAAUGGACUUUUUUUUUUUAUAUAUAUAUAAUAUAUAUAUAUAUAUAUAAAUAUUACACCACGAGGAGUGUUUUCACAGGCUGCGCUCAGAACCCCUCACAGACGACGUCUUGUGUUUUUUUUUUUUUUUCUUCUGUUUUUUUACUUUGCGAAUCCGCUCUGCGGACAAAUGUACCGAACUUUUGCCUGUAGGGGCUUCAAGCAAUGCCUUACACCACACAAUCUUUCCGGGGAGAAGUUUACCAAUAGAAUUGUUUAUUAUAUUAAAUGAUUGUAUGUUUUGCAUUCAAAUAAAAAAAAGUCAUUCUUUUAAAAAA